Messenger RNA from Malania oleifera, 2012 nucleotides. Its product is annotated as magnesium transporter MRS2-2. The coding region runs from base 296 to 1480 and encodes 394 amino acids. Gene Ontology annotation, molecular function: magnesium ion transmembrane transporter activity. The record is from RefSeq and is a predicted model, not a curated record. Gene Ontology annotation, biological process: magnesium ion transport; transmembrane transport. The transcript has 11 exons. Lineage: Eukaryota; Viridiplantae; Streptophyta; Magnoliopsida; Santalales; Ximeniaceae. Gene Ontology annotation, cellular component: membrane.
ACUCGGAGAAGGCGAGUAGUUCACGUACGCCGCCAAUGCGCAGGUUAAAACACUACCACCGCCCACCGUCCCCUUCCUUCCUAAACCUCUGUUGCCGUCUCUCCCUUCCUCUCUCUCUCUUCAGCCAUGUAAUCCUAUUUUCAGAAUCGAGCGGUGGUGUUGUUUUGGAAUCUGAUUCCGUAUCAAUAAUUUCGUACGCAUCACAAACUCAUAUCGCUGAAUGCAAAAAGAUUUUAACAGGAUUAUAGGUUUUUGGGAUUUGGAGGAUUGGGCAUGUGAUUUGUGAUGGUUGGAGAUGGGUCGGGAGGGAUACAUUGUGCCUGUGGAUCCACUACAGGCGGCUCUGAAGAAGAAGACAGCGUCGUCCAGGAGUUGGGUGAUGUUGGACUGUACAGGGCAGGGGACGAUGUUGGAUGUGGACAAGUACGCUAUCAUGCACCGGGUUCAGAUUCACGCUCGGGAUCUUCGGAUUCUCGACCCCCUCUUAUCCUACCCUUCCACUAUAUUGGGUCGUGAGAAGGCCAUCGUUUUGAACUUGGAGCACAUCAAGGCAAUAAUCACUGCUGAGGAGGUACUGCUUCGAGAUCCACUGGAUGAAAAUGUUAUCCCUGUUGUUGAGGAACUCCGAAGGCGAUUGCCUCCUGUAAAUGUUGGCAUUUACCCAGGCCAAGGCAAUGGAAAGGAGCCCCUAAGCAGGCAAAAUGAUGCCGAAGCAGCUGAUGAGGAUGAGUCUCCAUUUGAAUUCCGAGCCCUGGAGGUAGCUCUGGAAGCUAUUUGUAGUUUUCUUGCAGCACGGACAAUGGAACUGGAGACUGCUGCCUAUCCGGCUUUAGACGAGCUUACCUCCAAGAUUAGUAGCCGUAACUUGGAUCGGGUUCGUAAAUUGAAGAGUGCAAUGACAAGGCUGACUGCUCGUGUUCAAAAGGUGAGGGAUGAGCUUGAACAACUUCUUGACGACGAUGAUGAUAUGGCUGAUCUUUACUUGUCAAGAAAGUUAGCCACUGCAUUUUCACCUGUCAGUGGGUCAGGUGCUGUGAAUUGGUUUCCUGCCUCCCCUACCUUAGGUUCAAAGAUAUCAAGAGCAAGCAGAGCAAGUGUUGCAACUGUUCGUGGUGAUGAGAAUGAUGUUGAGGAGCUUGAAAUGCUGCUGGAGGCUUACUUUAUGCAAGUUGACAGUACGUUGAACAAAUUAACCACGCUGCGAGAAUAUAUUGAUGAUACUGAAGAUUAUAUUAAUAUUCAGCUUGAUAAUCAUAGAAAUCAGCUGAUUCAGUUGGAGCUCUUUCUUAGUUCUGGAACUGUUUGUUUAUCUAUUUAUUCUCUGGUGGCUGGAAUAUUUGGCAUGAACAUACCAUAUACCUGGAAUGAGAAUCAUGGUUUUAUGUUCAAAUGGGUGGUCCUCGUCACAGGAAUAGUUUGUGCCCUUGUUUUCAUUAUAAUCAUUUCCUAUGCUCGCCACAAGGGUCUCAUUGGAUCUUGAAAUCAAAGAAUCAAGUAGGGCGUACAGUGUGCCAUUACUGUGCUGAUCUUUUGAGCACUCACGACUUCUGUAUAAAUAAAUAAGGUUGCUAGGAUUCCUUGCCAAAUGUAAGUGAAGCUGCUGUAAUCCUCAACGGGAAUAGUCUGGUUCCUUGGUUUUUUGAACUGCAUCUCCUCUCUCUCGGCCAGGGCCAAGGUGAAACUUUGAACUGGAGAACGGUCACAGGAGCAAUGUUCUGAUAUCAAAUCAAGGUCAUAGCAACCAUACAAAUUGUCAACAACUUCAUUAACCCCAUUUAUAUAAAACACAGAUGUAAACACAGCCACAGCAUGUUUAAUUUUUUGAUUUUAAUUUUUUUAUUUGUUCUUGUUGUUUUACUAUGCUUAUGUUUUUGAGUUGAACAAGGCCGACAUAAGACACAUUAUACCCAUAGUCAGUGAUGAUUCAAUUGUAUACUCUGCCAUAUUUUCCAAAUUGGUCAGUGGUCAUACGAAAUAACUCGAAGAACCCAAAAUGAGUUUCUUCAGCCCCA